UCUGCGUACAACUACAGCAAAACACCUCAACAUCUCAGUGUGUGUGAAUGAUGCUGCACCUAUAGGCGCACUUUACACCUUUUUCUCCAUUGGGGAACGCAAGCACUAACAGUCCAUACCUCUAUAUCUUCUCAAAACAGAUAUUGUGCUCUCUGUGUCACUCUGUAAAACUAGUGGAUGACAUUAAAUGACGUGUCAGAGGAUGUUUUAUAAGUUCUUUCGCUGUGUUAAAUAAAUGCACUUGACGCACAGAAAGGGAAGAAAAAAAAAACAACUUGACUAAAACAGUUUUUGGGCAAACGAGGAGACUGUUUUGCUGAAAUGAAAUAAGAAGUAGCCUAUUGCACAUUGACAGACCAACACCGUUUGGAGCAUCAGUGUCUCUCCGCGCGUGGGAUUCAAACGGUGUUAUCCAAGCGCGAGGCAUCAGAGGAAUAACGUCGGCUCUUGUAAAAGUCGUUCGCAAAUGCUUUUCGCUCUUCGUGCGUGGACCGUGGACUUUUGCAUGGACAUGGAUGAUUUCCUUUAGUUGGAUACGUUAAGCUGUUUGAUUCUGGGAUUUUCUCCAGUCUGCUUCGUGGCACUUCAUCUCCUCCAGCAGUGAUGCCGCUACGUGACGGGAAUUGAGAGGACUUUUGCAUAUUCAGUCAGAAAUCCGAGAUUUGCAGAUCUUUGAAGAAGAGAGUAUACCACCUGCCAUGAUUAUGGACUUGGCAAUUGAAGCCCAUGUUUUGGUGGUUUUACUCACCUGCCUCUUCUUGAUGUGCCGGGCUCAAGAGAGGGACUAUACGGUAAAAGAAGAGCAGCCUGAAAAUGUCCGCAUCGGAAACCUUCGCAAAGACCUAAACUUGAACCUAGAUCCAAACAUCAAACUGUCUUCUGCGCUGCAGUUUAAACCCGUCUACAAGACGGGCGACGUGCCUUUGGUGAAAGUAGAAGCCAGCACGGGAGAGAUUUUCACCACAUCCAACCGAAUCGACCGUGAGAAGCUCUGCUCCGGAGUCUUCACCGAGAAACGCUGCUUUUACGAGAUCGAGGUCGCAGUGUUACCCGACGAGAUUUUUCGUCUGGUCAAGAUCCGUUUCCUCAUCGAAGACAUCAAUGACAACGCACCCCUAUUCCAGUCUACAGUCAUCAACAUAUCCAUUCCUGAGAACACAGCCAUCAACAGCCGUUAUCCCGUGCCCUCUGCGUUUGACCCUGAUAUAGGAAUCAAUGGGAUUCAACACUAUGAGCUUGUCAAGAGUGUGAGUGAAUUCGGUCUGGACAUCAUCGAGACCCCGGAGGGGGACAAAUGGCCCCAACUCAUAGUCCAGCAGAGUCUAGAUCGAGAGUUGAAGGACACCUUUGUGAUGAAAAUUAAAGUAGAGGAUGGUGGCACCCCUCCAAAGUCCAGCACAGCCAUUUUACAGGUCACCGUUUCGGAUGUGAACGACAAUCGGCCAGUAUUCAAGGACAGUGAAGUGGAGGUAAAUGUUCCCGAGAAUGCCCCAAUGGGAACGUCUGUCACUCACCUUCACGCCACAGAUGCCGAUCUGGGAUCCAAUGCUCAGAUUCACUUUUCCUUCAGCAACCAAAUCUCCCCUGCCACUAAGCGACAUUUCGCUAUUGACAGCACAUCUGGACUGAUUACUGUCAAACAACCGUUGGACAGGGAAGUUAACCCGGUCCACAAGCUCAUAGUGUUGGCCAGUGAUGGAAGCUCUACUCCUUCAAGGGCUACAGUCAUAGUCAAUGUUACAGACAUUAACGACAAUGUCCCCUCUAUAGAUACACGUUACAUAAUGAAUCUUGUCAAUGGCACUGUGCUGUUGUCUGAAAAUGCCCCCCUCAACACAAAAAUAGCCCUGAUUACUGUGACAGAUCGAGAUGCUGACCUGAAUGGGAAAGUAACUUGCUACACAGAUCACGAUGUACCUUUCAGGUUGAAGCCGGUCUUCAAUGACCAGUUUUUGUUGGAAACGGCCGCACUUUUAGAUUAUGAGACCACUCGUGAGUACGCUAUUAGGAUAGUUGCAUCUGAUUCUGGGAAACCUCCAUUGAACACUUCAGCGAUGGUUCUUAUUAAAAUCAAGGACGAGAAUGACAAUGCUCCGAUUUUUCCUCAGCCAGAAAUACAGCUGUCAAUUCCGGAGAACAAUGACCUUAAAACACAGUUGAUAAAAAUCAGUGCAACAGAUGCAGACAGUGGUUCAAAUGCCCUUAUUAUUUACAGUCUUGGCCCAGAUGCUCCUGAUGGGUUUAACAUAGAUCCGCGGUCUGGAAUCCUUUCUGUUGUCAAAAGGCUGGAUAGAGAAAAGCAAGAGAAGUAUUCAUUUACAGUCAUUGCCAGGGAUAAUGGUUCUGCCCCUCUUCAAAGCAAUGUCACUGUAAAGCUGAUAGUCCAGGACCAAAAUGACAACAGCCCAGCUUUUACCCAUCCCGAGUACAACUUUUACGUGCCUGAGAACCUGCCUUUGUAUGGGACAGUGGGAUUGAUCACUGUAACGGAUGCAGAUGCUGAUGACAACGCAGUCGUCACCCUCUCAAUUAUUAAUGGGAAGGACAAUUUUAUCAUCGACCCCAAAACUGGGGUGAUUAAACCAAACAUCACAUUCGACAGGGAGCAACAGAGUUCCUACACUUUUGUUGUCAAGGCUGUGGAUGCGGGAUUAGUGCAAACCACCUCAUAUGCCCAGGUCACCAUAAAUGUUGUUGAUGUAAAUGACAAUCGACCAGUGUUUGUCAUCCCUUCCUCCAACUAUUCAUAUGAUCUUGUUCCUUCUACCACCAGCCCUGGGUCUGUGGUGACCAGAGUGUUUGCUAUUGACAAUGAUACUGGAAUGAAUGCUGAGCUGCAGUAUAGUAUUAUUAGAGGGUCGCCGAGAGGAUUGUUUGCCAUUGACAAAACUACAGGCAACAUCACUCUGCAAGAGAAGAUAGUAACAGCAGACCAAGGUCUCCAUAGACUAGUGGUACAAGUCAAAGACUUAGGACAACCCGAAUCUUUAUAUGCAAUCGCCCUUGUUCAUUUGUUUGUGAAUGACACUGUCACUAAUGCUACAUUCAUCCAGGAGCAGUUACGCAAGAGUUUGGAAACUCCUUUGGACCGAAAUGUUGGUGACAACGAUGUGAUGCCUCAGACCAACGGUUAUGUAAUUGUUGUUAUCGCCAUAAUUGCUGGGACUAUGACAGUCAUCCUAGUGAUUUUUGUGACGGCUUUAGUGCGCUGUCGACAGACGCCAAGACAUAAAGUUGUCCAGAAGAGCAAACAGAGUGGCGAGUGGGUGUCGCCCAACCAGGAGGGUCGCCAGAUUAAAAAGAAAAAGAAGAAGAAGAAGAGGUCUCCGAAAAGUUUGCUGUUAAAUUUUGUCACCAUCGAGGAACCCAAGUCUGACGACCCUACCCACGAGCACAUCAACGGCACUCUAGACCUUCCUGUUGAACUUGAGGAGCAGACCAUGGGAAAGUACAACUGGGCUACCACACCAACAACCUUUAAACCCGACAGCCCUGACUUGGCCAAGCACUACAAGUCAGCUUCUCCACAGCCGACAUUCCAGAUCAAACCAGAGACACCCGUGGCUCCCAAGAAGCAUCACGUCAUUCAGGAACUCCCACUAGACAACACAUUCGUGGUGGGCUGUGACUCACUCUCCAAAUGUUCCUCCAGCAGCUCUGACCCCUACAGCGUUUCAGAGUGCAGCUGUCAAGGGGGAUUCAAGGCACCUGGGCAAAUCCACACCAGACAGAACCAGACCCCAGACAAAACAUUCUCCGUUGUUGCAGCCACAUGUCCCCAUAAGCUCAUCAGAUUUCGUUCUGCUCAUCAGAUUCUAGGCUGUGAGCAGACGCAACGCCGCGUGACCUUUCACCUGCCAGACGGAUCUCAGGAGAGCUGCAACGACAGCGGGCUUGGAGAGCCGGAGUCCAACAGCGGCACCAUCACCACCCAUCCUCUGCCUCUGGGCUUCCCUCAGGACGAGUACUUUGAACAGACCUCACCAAACAGCCGCACCGAGGGUGACGGAAACUCUGACCCCGAGUCCACUAUCGAAGUCAACCUGCAAAAGGCUCUCGCCGAGGCUUCGGAAACCUGCACCCAGGAAUGUCUGAUCCUGGGUCAUUCUGACAGUUGCUGGAUGCCUCCAGCGUUGACCCAGUUCCAAACGUCAGGUGCCGCCACUCUGCCCUCAUUCGGUUUUCAACAAAGCUGGAUGCGGGGGACCAUGGCUGAUGGACGCCACACCCUCGGCAGGUCAGUGCCCAAAGAUGACCUGGACAAAGGGAGCAACCGGCCCCAAUUCUACAACACUCUCGACAGACACUGCAGCAAGAAAGAGGAUCCUGUAAAGGUCAUCCCUCUAGCCAGCUUUUCCGCUACGUCCAGCCCCCAGACGUCUGUGAGUGGAGGUUCCUCGGCUUUUAUGAAUGAGCAUCAGCUGUAGACACGCCACGUCGGUACGAGCACCCGCCAUGGUUAGGGCCUUGAAAAGGAAUAGCUGACAGAUUCUGAUGACUAUUAGCAUCUGUCACAACUUUCACAACGGUGAUGUGAUGUUUUUAAAGGACAGAAGCUUUCGAUAUCCUCCAUGAAACUGAGUACGUGUACAGUAGACAAAUGGUAGAUAUAGACCAAAGUAGCUCCUCAAGUAAAAAAAAAAAAAAAAAUUAAGUAAAAAAAAUGGUGUAUGUGUCUAUUUGUUAGUGAAAGAUUAGUGGCAAAAGCUUUAUUGUGGAUCAAAUGGGAUGAUUUGUUUGCUUUUGGCGUCUCUUGAAUGCGACUUGAUAUAGUGAAAUACUUUAAAGUGUAUGCUACUGAAAGACGUAAUUGUAUCCGUUUACAUGCACGCCAAUAUUCCAGUCAGCUAAGGAUCUUUAAUUAACAAAUUGAAAGUCCAGAUUCCCAAAAUUUUUUUGCGUACUGCUUCAAUUGGUGCUCACUAACAGCCAUGGCGAUUGUUGUUUUCCUCGUCCACUACACGUAAAUACGGACACACUCGUAAAAGAAACAAUAAAAGUUAAUUCCCAGUAAAACUUAGACCCUGAACCACAUCCUGGAAUAUUAUGAUGCAUGUAAACGUAAUCGAUAAGGUUAAGUGUUUAUGUGGUAACGCUGGGUGACUGCAAUAUUUCUUUGGCUUAGGUGGGGUGCAUCGAUUCUAGCCGCAUUUUCUAGCUGAGUCACUUUUAUUCUGGUGAUUUUAGAGACCCUUGUUUCUUUCCCCUGAAUGUGCUGCUUUUACAAGCCAAGCCUUUCUGCAAAAAUUCGCCUUGCUCAGUGUUAACACAUAGAAACUUUCUUUUUAAAUGAGGUUUUUCUUCUUAAACUUUGACGCUGGCUUUGUCCCCCCUCAUGUGCUUAAAGCCAUCCUCUGAUGUUCAGUAUGUUGGUAGCGUCUGACACCCUUUCUCUCCCAUUAUAAGCAGCCCACUUGUUUUUAACAUUAUCUCAUUAGCUGUGUCUGGGAAGGCACAGACAUGGCUAAAAAGACAUCCUUUGUUUUUUAUCUCCACUAUAUCAUCUUUUCCUCUUGAUAUAUACAAUUUAUGCGCCAUAAUAAGUGCUAUGAGAAUCUCCCAAUAGUAUAAUUACUUUGAUCAGUAAUCACUGCACUGGCUAUAGAGGCAGAACACUGCUUUAUAAUAGUAUAAUUGGCUACCUUUUGUGUGCGCGUGUGUGUGCUUAUUACUUAAAUGGUGCGUGUUUAAGCAUUCAGAUGAUUUGUAUAUACAGUAUAAUGAUGUCAAAGAAACAGCCUUAAGAUUUAGAUGUGCAUUGUGUGAAUGAAAAAACUUCAAGAUGUAAAAGUUUGCAUACAGGAAAGCUUAUUCAAAUAACAAUUCCCAGCAUCAGGUUAUCCCACAAAGAGACUGUGCAAGGUUGAGAAACCAGUGCAAAUUUAAUUCGGGUUUCCUUACUAUAUUCUGAUGACACAGAAAUAUUUGCGCCAGUGAUCCAAAAAAUUACUUCACUAUAAGAUAGUGAACACGGCAGCGGCAGGAAGUUUGCUUGCAGUGUGGCACAGCGCGACGUGUUGCUCUUUGAUGCGAGACAACUGACAAUCACCCCAGCAGAUGUUGCAUCAACAACAGUACCUUAUAAAAUCUCAAAGACUUUCUUCAUUAUGAUAAAUAAUUGCAAUGUGGGAGUCUAUCGAGGGAAGCAGGCCAAGCCUCGAUUGUCCGCUAGCUGUGACACUAUCGUUCGGACAAGAUUAUUGAGUGACAGUGAAAAGAUGUUGACCCAACUCUCCCCCGUCCAAUCUAUAAGGUCUGAUAGACUUGGCCCAUGGUGUCCGUGUUGCAAAAUCUCUGCUCCUGUUCAUUUUAUCACAUCACAGAAAGUGCAAACUUACAGAACAAAAUGAAUUUCAGAGCUCCCAAUGAUUAAAGAGAUCGAAGAAGCGAGCAAUGUAAUUCUGUUUGUGUAUUCUGUUGGAAGUCCUUUACAUGUUUAAAGAUUGACAUACUUGAAGAUAAACAUUUACUGGAAUAGUGGAGCAGCUAUAUUAGUGCCAAAGCUUUACUAAGUAAAGAGACAAAAAGAUAUGUGUGAGAGAAUAAAAGGGAACGAAAACAAGAACAUUUGUGAUAAUAAAUGCAUAAAAGGUCUCUAUGCAUGGUUAAUCUACCCCCUAGCACUUUUGUACUUUUCUAAAAAAGUUCGUUCCCCAUUCCAUAAUGUAAACAACCUUGGUAAUGAGGUAUUUCUUUUCCUUUGAUAUUUUUGAUACGUUUUGAUUUCGAUAUUACAUGGGUGGAAAAUAUUAUGACAGCUCCUCUCGGUAGUGCCGCAUCUACAUUUGCAUGUGGUUCUAGUUGACCUCUGCCGCCUGCUCGUGUUGCGUGUUCACUUCAGUCCUGCUCCGACACUAAACAGUAGCUUUGUGCUGUCAUCCGGUCAUCUCCCUUGGGUUACGUAAUAGUUCGGAUCUUACGCUGACGGGAAUGAAGGAUCAUAAUGGCAGCACUGUUUCAGCACAUUAACACACAAAUCAAACCAGUUCUCAUCAUUACCAUGAAAAACACUGAAAGUGUACAUAAAGAUAUACUUAACAGUAACCCCGGGACAUGAAUUUUAACGCACCAUAUAUGUAAACAAAUGGAAAUGUGGUUUAUAUUUACUGAAAACAGUUCAAUUUAUCUAUAAAAGACGACCGUGGUGAAAUUUAUGAGAGGACAAUCUCUGUUGUAAUGUAUUUUAAACAUAUGCAUACUGUAUAUUAUUAUAUGUGUGAGCGUGUGUUUGUGUGUGCGCGCAUGUAUACUGGCAUCAAACUGGCUAGAUAAUGUACUAUGUACACAAUGCGUAUCUUGUACAGAACCUGAAAAGAAAACGAGAACUGCUGAUAUAUUAAAUCUGCUUGUGAUUUAAACAUCAUUUGUUGUAUUUCACAUUUACUUUUUUGCAGGUGAGCUUAUGAGCCAACGAUUAAGCACUGUUGAAAAACAACUCAAGUGCCGUAUAUCUUGACAUACCCCUGUAAAAUACUUUUAAAAAAAAGAACAGGCUCAUUUACAUUUGGUGUAAUGGUUUUCUUGUCUUGAACUUUUUCUUGAACCAUUAAAUAUU
Messenger RNA from Paramisgurnus dabryanus, 7555 nucleotides. NCBI's taxonomy places the organism in Eukaryota, Metazoa, Chordata, Actinopteri, Cypriniformes, Cobitidae. The record is from RefSeq and is a predicted model, not a curated record.